Botrytis deweyae is the source of this 4104-nucleotide messenger RNA. RefSeq lists its product as uncharacterized. NCBI's taxonomy places the organism in Eukaryota, Fungi, Ascomycota, Leotiomycetes, Helotiales, Sclerotiniaceae. Gene Ontology annotation, molecular function: protein binding. The transcript is spliced from 2 exons. The record is from RefSeq and is a predicted model, not a curated record. The coding region runs from base 274 to 4104 and encodes 1276 amino acids.
UCGGAUAAGGUUCUUUGUUUACCCAGCUCAGCCAUUUCAGCGUUGCCGGGCUAAUGGUGAGGUGCCAACAAACCAAAGCUAUUAUAUGUUCCUAUUCAUAUUACUGGGCAGAUUUGCAAAAAUUCAAGAUCCUUUAAAUUGUCUCGAGUCGAACAUUUGGUUACUUUUGCCAUUUCACAAAAUCUUGCCAUUUAUUCUCAGAUGCAUUGAUCUCGGACUUUGGGAAUAUUCCAACCCCAAUGAUUCACCGAUAGAAGUCGCAACACCUCAACCAUGACGCCAGCCCCGGGUACUUUGCCUACUCGCUUUCCAUGCUGGUGCCGAGCUAUAUAUUCCUUCAGCGGAGAGUCAAAACGCGACUUGGGCUUUAUUGAGGGGGAUUUGAUAGAAUGCUUGAACGCAGGAGAUGGAUCAUGGUGGAUGGGUCGAUUGCGGAGGGACAAGAGAGUCAUGGGAUUGUUUCCUUCGAAUUUCGUACAAGUGCUGGAUGAGAGUUUCCGACCAACGAGUAGAACAUCGAGUCCAAUGCCGGAUCGAAGUCCCAGUCCAAACCCCUUCAAAAACCCAACAGCUCCGACGAAGCCCAAGACAAAAUCGAUGCGAAAACCAUUCCAAGCUUAUGCUGCGCCAGAUAUGGGGGCAUUAAAGAGGGCGGAAGCUAGGGAAAAGGAACGUCUUGCGACUUUGAAUUCUCGAAUACCAUCACCAGCCGCCAGGGGUGGACAUGAUGGGGCAAGGGCGCCUUCUCCUCAACCCCAGCCUCCUCUAUAUCAGUCGCGGAUGCGCUCGCCAGCACCAUUUUCUCAGAUUCCAAGCCAUGUAUCUCGCGCACCCUCUCCAGGCCCAAGCCAUUAUACAUCCCGCGCUCCCUCUCCUGCGCCAAACCACUAUACAUCUCGUGUACCUUCGCCUGCGCCUAACCAUUAUACUGCUCGUAUACCGUCGCCUGCGCCCAACUAUUACAACCCUCGGGUACCAUCUCCUGUGCCAAAUCACUACACAUCUCGAGGGCCAUCUCCCGCUCCUAACCAUUAUAUAUCUCGAGGGCCAUCUCCCGCUCCUGGCCAUUACAUAUCUCGAGGGCCAUCUCCCGCUCCUGACCAUUACGCAUCUCGUGCGCCCUCGCCUAUUCCCAACCAAUAUGGAUCUCGUGCUCCUUCUCCUGCUCCCUCGUUUGGUUACCAAAGUUAUUCUCGAGGUCCAUCGCCUGCGCCUCAAUUUGACAGAGGAGGUACCUCAUCUCCACCACCACCUCCACCGCCUCAUCGCAGCACUUAUGCUCCCCAAGCAUCUAGAGAUACAUACGAAAACAAUUCGAAUACCUAUAAUAUACCAUUGGCAGUAUCACCAUGUCCACCAUCGCCGGCGGGCACAGGACGCACUCCCUCCCCUUUGCGAAGUGCAAUGGAUGAUGUAAUGCUAUCUUUGGCAGAUAUGGGAGUAGCUCGAGAGUCAGAAAUCCCGGAAGCACCAAUCGACCCAUGGUCUCCUGAGGCAUUUGAUCAGACGUACAUAUCAUCAAAACGUGCACCUAGAUCUAAUACAGCUAUUGCAAUUCCUGAAGAACAUAAUUCAACAAGUGCUGAUAAUUACGCCAAUAACAUGCAACCUUACCAACCUACAAAUACUCCCCCACCACAACUUAGCAAUUACGUUCAAAGAAUGGAGAAUAGAUUAAGUAAAAUGUAUUCCUCGACGCCUCGUUCCCCAAAUGAUGAUGUCCGACCAGCAGUCCCUCCUAAAUCGAGUUCAUAUGCUUAUGAGAGCCGACCAAAAUCGUCUAUGAGUAUAAAUACACAGUCAAGCAAGCUUCGCCACCGGAAAUCUGCAUAUGAAGUUGGUAAAUCUAUGCUAGGGAGGACUUUCACCACAAGAACAGACAAGACAGAUUCAACAAGCUCUUCCUCUGGUACUCGCAGCACCACUACCAAUGGAAGCUCGAGUACUCAAAUGACUGAUAAAAGCCUCAUGAGUGGACCUUCUGCCGGUGGUAUCUCUUCAACUAGUGCCGGAAGCUUAGCCAGAAAGCGGGAAUUGCUGUACGGUCGAGCUCAGAGUGCGCUCGGUUCACGAAAGGAUAACUAUCUAGGGAUGAACAACAGUCAACCUGAUUUCACUACUGGCCGAUCUCAGACGCCAAUGACCGGCAUUUCAUAUCACAGUAGUCAUGCUUCGGAUCCUUCUCGUAUGCAGUCACCAACUGGCUGGCCAGGUUCUGCAGCAGAUGGCAAUGCUGCUCUUGGUGGUCUCAUGACACCCAAAUCCAAGAAAAGCGGGUUCUUCAAAAGAAUGGUCGAGUCCGCUAAAACAGGUGCUGCGAGCGCUAGGAGCAGUAUCGCUGUUGGUGAAUCUUCCAGGCCGCGAGUUCAGGCACAUAGUUCAUUUCCAGCGGGAACUACGUCAAUGGGAGGUGGUGGGUUUGGGAACACACCGAACUCUAAUACCUCUAAUGAAGUUGGACCUGGAGGUAGUACCGUGGGAGUCGAUUGGGUUCAGGUGCGACGAGACAUUAACAGAUCGAAUUCUUUGAGUAAGAUUGAGCGAGUUGAAAGAAAGGAGAGAUGCCAGAUGAUGGAUUAUCCCGCUAUAAGUCCUGUGGAAGAGCUUCUCGAGGGGUGCGAUGGUGACGAAGGAGUUAAUGGUAAACCAGUUGUUGAGCCAACCAAUUUUCAAGCAGUAAACCUCAGCCUGGUUGACAAGAACACAAGAUUCAUCAAUAGUCUUCCGCCCAUGUCUAACCCUAUGAGCCUAGCCACAGGCUAUGUGUGUCGGCCAUAUAGAAGCGAUAUCCAGCGCUUAAGAGCAAUAUUCACAUGGGUUAGCGAAAAGAUCACAUGGGAAGAGGGCUUCGAUAACGAUACUGCUGAUUCAAGAAGGGUGAUUCAGACCAAACAUGGUUCUUCGGAAGAAGUCGCAUUUCUAGUUAUGGAUAUGUGUAAAGCUAUUGGGAUACAUGCAGAGGUUAUCAGAGGAUAUCUCAAAUCGCCUGGUGAAGUACCAGAUAUGGGCCCAAUGCCUCGACCUAAUCAUUUCUGGAACGCAGUCGUAAUUGAUGGAGAAUGGCGAAUAAUGGAUUGCUCUUUAGCAAGUCCUUCUCAUCCUCGACGAAGCCAAUAUACCAGUGCCAGUAGCCAAUAUGCGGAACCCUGGUGGUUUCUGACUCGGCCAAUCGAAAUCUGCUGGACUCACAUACCUGAGCAGCAUGUUGACCAACAUCUCUGUCCUCCCAUGGCACAUGAAAUUCUGCUAGCUCUACCAUGUGCUUGCCCCGCAUUUUUCACCAAUGAGAUGGAAAUGGUGGAUUAUGAUACAAGUCUCAUACGUAUUGAGGAUCUAGAGCUUGUUCACAUCAAAAUUUCUGUACCGCCUGAUGUUGAGUGUGUGGCGGAGGUUGAAGCACGUGCCUUUGAGCGGGAUGCUGAUGGUGAUCUAUUCGAGACUGGCGAGAUUAUUACGAAGCCUGCUUUGGCACAAGCCGAAUGGGUAGGCAGUCAAAAGAGAUAUACGAUCAAGGGUCUACUGCCUGGUGAUGAAGGGUCAGGUAUUCUUAAAAUUUAUGCUGGGAAACGUGGUCUCAUGCAUAGUAUCAAGGAUAUCCCACAUCCGUUAGCGGUCGCAUUGCCUAUUAUUCACUCUGGUGACAAUCCUCCAUACGAGUUUCUGAUCCGACAUCCAACACCUCAUGCACAACGUCAUGACCUUUAUGUCGCUCAGCCACAAUGCCAGCGGUUAGCCAUCAAUAAUACCUUCGUAUUCGCUGUGCGUCAGCAUCCUUCCUCGCUAUCCACGGGAUCUCCAGAUCCUGGGAGAUCCUCGCCUAUUCCAUUUAUACGACCAAACUCGGCCAUGUCUAUAACAAGUUCCUCGGCUUCUGGUUCAGGAACCGGUAAAAAGCCAGCCAAAUUGGCAAUUCAAGCGCCAGGUGGAAAAAUCUUGAGAUUAAUGCGAAAGGAAGAGAGGAAUGGGGGUGUCAAUUUAGAGGGUGGAGAUGGGGGAACUUGGGAGACGAUAAUUAAAUGUGGGGAAAGGGGUGUAUGGAGAGGACUAGUUUUAGCCGAUCGAAGUGCUAGAUGGUGCGUUUUUGCUGAAUGGACUUGCGUCUAA